This is a messenger RNA of Tetranychus urticae (two-spotted spider mite), 5654 nucleotides long. Lineage: Eukaryota; Metazoa; Arthropoda; Arachnida; Trombidiformes; Tetranychidae. The record is from RefSeq and is a predicted model, not a curated record.
UGUAAUCAAAAACAUCGGAUUUAAUCAUUAACAAUUCAAAUCAACAAAGGAUGAAAAAAUAUAUACACAUCUAGAUGCAUUCAUAUUUACAUUAAAACAUGUGUAAUUACAUCAAAUGAAACCUUGCACACAAUCAACUAAUAUAUUAAUUUCCAAUCAUCAUUAACACAUAAGUUAAUAUUAACUUGGAUAAUGAUUCAAAUCAAUGGAAACCAAAGAAAUUAGCUGAUUGUUGAAGACACAAAAUGAAAGUGAACACACAUUUGAUGGGAAAUUAAACUUAAAAACCUGUUGACAUUAACAUUGUGACUGGAGUAACUUGCUUGUCAACAGAUUGAUGAUGAUCAUGUUCAGAUUGACAGGAGCAGCGUAAAAACAACAAUUAACAAAAAUAUAUAUUCAACAAUUAUAGCAUUAUCCUGAAAAUGAAGCUAAUUUUCAGGCUUUAACUUUGAACUCUCAGCUGUGAAACAGCCAAUAAAAGGAGACAAAAAACGGGAUGAGAAUCUGGUUUAACGUUUAAUUUGAAAUUUGCAGCAUUUUUUAGCUGAUUGUUGUUCACAAAUCAACACUUUAAAGGAUUGAUUUCGAUGAAAUGUAUUAAUACAAAUGGAUGAAGGAACGUAACAAGUUAUAAAAAGAUUGAAUGAAAUGAACAAUGAAAAACAUUAUAUUGACCCAAGCCUGAUAUAAUUAACAACUUAAUCAAUUAAUUUACUCGAAACCAAUUUUUCAAUGACUACUUAUCGUGAUGAGGAUUAAUUUAGAAACAUGUUGAUCAAUGUGAUUGACCAUUUUAACUAAACUUAAUUAACUUUUGAAAGUAAAUUGAAUUGAAACAAUUAAAAGUAACCUUUGCAUGGGAAUGGAAAGCAAAAGCUCAAAUAAUUCAAUUAAAAUGUUGGAACUUUGGAAUUUAAAUUUAAGGUGAAAAAUGUAAUUAAAUAAAUUGCAAUGAAAAGGUUGAUGGAAUUGAUGAAAUUUGAUGAAAAAAGGGAAAAAUUGAUGACAAUAUUCCAGAUAUUUGAACACUUUACUUUCACUUGAUUGAGAAAAGUGAAUUUUUACCAAAUGAAGUAAUUGUUAUUCAUUGGAGCCAUUUUUUCAAGACUUAUAAUUAUGAUUAAAGUUUUGCAGGUUUGACACUUCAUUUGAUCAGUUACAGGAUUUCAAUCAAAGCUUGGCUUUUGCCGUUUUAACCUCAUCAACGGUGCAUGUUCAAGUGUUGAAGGAUUUACACCGAUUUUUCAAUUUGCGUUAACAGUUAAUAUUAACCAUGAAACUGUUGGCUUUCAUUUUGUGCUCAGUGUUCAUUGUUGAUGCAACCUUUGGUGAUCCCUUGACUGCUCUGGUUAAAGCCAUAAGUCCCGAAGUUGAACCUAAAAAUGGCCUUUUUGAGAUGAACACUUUAACCCAAGCCUUACAACCUUCAGCUUCACAUGGAUGGGGUCAUCAUGGCUGGGGUGGUCAUGGCGGUGGACAUGGACAUGGAUGUAAAGAGGAAGUCGUUCAUCAUCAUCAUCAUCACCAUCAUCAUUCAAAGAUGAUUGCUCAUCAUGUUCACGACCAUGGCCACAAACACGGACAUCAUCAUGGACACAAACAUGGUCAUCAUCAUGGACAUAAACACGAAGCUUGGCAUUCACAUGGACACAAGCAUGGACAUGAUCACGGUCAUCAUCAUGGUCACAAACAUGGUCAUGGACACAAACAUGAUCAUCAUCAUGGUCACCAUCACAGUCAUGGACAUAAACACGAUCACGGUCAUCAUCAUGGGCAUAAACACGGACACGGGCAUAAACACGACCAUUGGCACGGGCACGAUCACAAGCAUGGUCAUAAACACGGUCACGACCAUUGGCAUGGACACGAUCACAAACACGACAAUUGGCAUUCCCAUAAACAUGGACAUGGACACAAACACGGUCACCAUCAUGGACAUGAUCACGGACACCAUCACGGUCACCAUCACCAUGGAUGGCAUGAUCAUGGACACCAUGGACAUGGUUGGGGCGAUCAUGGAAACGAUCACGGCUGGGGACAUAAAUCAAUCCACAGUUAUUCCGCCAAAGGAGGCGAUGAUUCAAAGUAUAUUCCUGAAUCUGGAAUCAGUGGACCAGGAUAUAAACUCAUCGAAUCUUUUAGUCAAUCAUCUGACAAACCAGAUUCAGAAUCUUAUGCUGCCAAGUCUUAAAUUUGGUCACAUCGUUUUACUGGUAAAGAGUCUAGUUUUUGUUGGCUUACACACAACCAGAAAAUGAUAACCAAAUCAUAUGAUUUUAUUGAACCUUUCAACUCCUAACCAAACCAUUGAUCAUUCAAUGAAAUCACAUUGUAAAAUAUUGUAAAUUUCAAGGGAUUUUUUGGGUUUUAAAAUAUCUAUUUUUUGCUUCUUUACUUUCCAUUUUUAAAAACAUACUUUUGUACAUAAAACACAUUCAUUUAUAACAAUUAAAUUUAAUUCUGCACUUACCUUUAGCUGAUUUGAACAUCUUUAAAUUGUCUUUGACUGUGUCAUAAUUAACUUUAAUGCCUAAAACCCACUUUUAACCUUCAUUGUAAAAUUAUAUUCAUGAGAAGUGAAAUUAAAAUACAAUUGUAUUAACCAGCUUUAAACCUGAUCCUAAUUGAUCAAAAUGGUCUUUAAUCAGAUGAGAUUCAAUCACUUGGUUGGCGACGAAAAGAUGGCAAAAAUUGAAUUAAAUUAAAAAGUAAAUUUCAUCAACAAUCAAUUGAUUUAAUCAGAGGAAAUAUUAUGUUUUAUUGUUCUCAUGAUCUUCCUUUAAACCAAGAAAUUAUGUUAACCACUAAAAAUGACAAUUUAACAGACAAAAAGGUCAACAUCACCAUUAUCAUGAUUAUUGUUUUACAAAACUAUCAUUUCCAGUGAAAUGAACAUUGUAAUUAUCAUUUUCCGUUUGAUCUACAACUGCUCUAAUCAUCGCUAUUUGAGUAAUCAUAAUUUAUGUUCAUAUGUAUUAUUAAAGGCAACGGAAAAAGGACAAUAAAAUCAACAUUUAAAUGCACAACGUAAUUAAUUCAACAGUUAAUAUUUUUAGGUUGACUUUUAUGUUUACUUGACAUUCAAAGCUUUGAUUGUUCAAAAUUUGCUUCAACAAUUGUCAAUAGCUUUGAAAGGUAAGUUUUAAAAUUAAAUUAUUACCAUUGUCAAGAUUGACAAUUAGCUCAAGUAAACAUUGAGAUUGACAUUAGUGAAACCAGAUUUCAGGUUGAGAGUUUCAUGGAAAAGCAGAAAUGUUAAUUUUUCAUCGAUUAAACAGUCAAUUGUUAGACAUUAGCUUGUCAAUAAUGUCCAACAAUCAACCUUGUCAGAUGCUAUCAGUUAAUAUGUUCACAUUUUUCAACAAAAUUGAGCUUCUUCUGUAUCUUUCACUAUUUCCAGCUAUUAUUUUUAAUUGUGAGAAAUUCACAUGCAAAGUUAAUUGUCAGGGUAAUUUGAGUUUACAUUUAAAUAGAUUUAAUAAAGAUAAGUGAUUGAACCUCCGAUUUAGAGCCACCAAUUUGUUGUCAAAUCAAUUAUUUUGAUCACAAUUUUUCCCUGGUUUUAACCUAUUCUCUUGAUUUACUCUAAUCAAAUCCAAUUGCCAAUUUUACCAGUUGUUAUAAAAUAUGCAAUUUUUAGCUCGUGGUUAACAUGAAGGAGGAGAGAGAAAGCAAAAGAUAUAAUUAAAACAAUGACAAAAAUAAAUGCCAAUGAUAAUCAAAUGAAUCGGUUAAUCACUGGAAACACGCUUCUGAACUUGAAUAUUGCGUUCAUUUGUUAACACUCUUCAAUCAUACGAUAAGAAACAAUACCAAUCUGAUAAUUAACAAAGCACAAUCAAGUACACAAAUUGGCUGAAAUUUUCUGGUUAUUUCCAAUUAAUUUGAGAUGCACAUUGGAAAAAAAUUGAUGUUCACCGAUUUUCCUCGCUCAUAGAUCAACAUUCAAUCGGUUUCUUUAUCUUCUUCUUCUUCAUCAUCAUCAUUAUCAUCAUUACCAGUUUUCUUGCUUUCCUUCAGCUUCUUAUUCUCAGUUUCCAUGAUUCUGGUUGUCAUGUUACCAGCUAUUUAAACGUUUUCCUUCCUUCCUUCCUUCUUUGACUCUUUUUUGAUUUGCUUUGUUCAUUUGAGAUUAUCUUCUUUAUCAUCAUCAUCAUCAUUAUCAUCAUCAUAUUCUUUUCUUUGAACCUCAGAAGAAGAAAACAAAACAAUCAAGUAAUCUUUUUUGCUUAUACCCUCAAUUAGUGUAAGCAGCGAAACAGUUUACACCCCACUGAAACACAACAUGAAGAGGAGAGGAAGAAACAAGAUGUUGAUGUUAUGAUUAUGAUGAAAAGAGAUGAAAAAGAUGACGAUGAUGAUAUAAAAGAAACCUUUUUCUUCAUCUUUUUCGAGAGAAACAUGCAAACGCCAAGAUGAGAGGAAAAGAUGAUCAAACUCAUGUUUUUAGUGGUCUUUAACUCGACCUGUUCACGUUUAUCUGAUCGCGCCAAUGAUUAAUUUAGGCCCAAGGUUAGCUUUUAAGCUGAAACAAUCAACAAAUAUAACAACAAAAAACUAAUAGUUGAUCCAUAAACAACUAACAGCAGCAGUAAAAGAAAAGGUAAAGUAAAAUAACGAAAUUCAUGUUUGAUGUUAACUAAAGUUGUUGUUGAUGUUGUCUUUUUUAGAGAUGAUAAUGUUGAUGAUACAUAAUAAUGAUGACGUUGAUGUGAGAUUGAAAACAUGUUAUUCAAAAAAGCGUGAAUAAAUGUUUCAGAAGUCAUCAUCAUUGUAUUUCAGCGAUGAGUAAAUAAAUGGGGGAGGCAAGAAAAUUUCAAAUUGAUUGUGGGUGUCGUCCAGCAGUUUACGUUCAAUCGAAACUGAGGACUUUGUUGGUUUUUUUCGUUUUUUGCUCCUAAACGAGAAAGUACACAUAAUUACAAUGAUCUUGGCAUGAGAUGAGCGAUAGACACAGAGAAGAAAGAGAAAUAGCGAGUGAAAGUAAGAAGAGAAAGAGAAAUAGAUUAUAAUAAAGGAAUUUUGAUAUUUAAGAAAGACAGAGAGAGAGAAGAGAGAGAGAAAAGAAAGACAAUAAAACGAGAGAGAAUGAAGUGUUUGCAUAAUGCGAAAAAAAAGAGGAAAUAUCGACGUUCUUGUUGGUAAAAUGUUCAGGUUAAGCGAUGUCAUCGAUGCUUGGUUUGUUGUAAGCUUUGUAAUUUGAUGAUGUUAAUGGCGUUGGUGAUGGUAAUGACUAUGAUACACAGCACAAAUAAAAAUGGGACACUCAAAUAAUAAGUUGAUGAAAGUGCCUAGUUUACCAGAAAACUAAUGUAAGCGUGUGAAUGAGAAUGAUGAGAAGAACAGUGAGAUUAAAUACAUUGAACAUGUUUUUGGUGUUUUCUUCAUCUUGCGAUUUUUUGCUUUUUUUGAAUGUUGAUUUUGUUGAUGCAUUUCUCCUAAAAUCUUGUUUUUUUUGUUUGUGCUUUGUUAUUUUGUGAUGAAAUGAUUUUUCAAAAUGUGGAUUAAAAUAUAAAGCCACCGUCAUCAUCAGGAUCAAUCUGGAUAAUUUGACUGGGUGUUGAUUAAAUUAAAUAACGUUGACUUAAAAAGUAUAACCAUAAAUAACGUCGAUAACUCUUUUUUUCCUGAGUAACUCACGAGGAAGUCAG